CCGUAUUAAAAACUAAACAUUUAACUAUUGCAUAGAAGACAGAUAUGGCAGAAAAAUAUAUAUAUAUAGUUAUACGUAUAUUGGCUAUUGUUAUCGGCCUUUUGAUUCUUUCAUUAUCUGUUGAUAUUAAUCAACAGCGUCGAUAUAAAAAUCAAGUUCAGUUACCAGACAUGAAUUUUACACUGUUUACUGGCCUUUUUUCGAUUAUAACAACAGUUUUUGAAUUUGUAAAAGCUUCCGUAUCAUCUUUUAAUCGUCCUAUUAUUACAUUGAUUAAUGAUAUCCUUAAUUUAAUAUUUACAUUUUCAGCAAGCAUUAUUCUUUCUCAUAUUACAGGAUUUCAUUCAUGUGCAAAUGUUGAUUACGUAAAAAAUACUCCAGUAUUUUUGAAAUCUAAAGGGAUUUGUCGUGAAUUUCAUGCUCUAACAUUUUUGUCAUUAAUUCUUUUCUUUUUGUAUAUUAUCUUAUCUAUUAUUUCAGCAUUUUUCUAUGGAAAAAUAAAAGGAUCAAAUUCAAGGCUUCAUUCUUGA
Messenger RNA from Pneumocystis murina B123, 530 nucleotides. RefSeq lists its product as hypothetical. The coding region runs from base 45 to 530 and encodes 161 amino acids. The record is from RefSeq and is a predicted model, not a curated record. The transcript has a single exon. Gene Ontology annotation, cellular component: eisosome; plasma membrane. Gene Ontology annotation, biological process: eisosome assembly; protein localization to plasma membrane. NCBI's taxonomy places the organism in Eukaryota, Fungi, Ascomycota, Pneumocystomycetes, Pneumocystales, Pneumocystaceae.